Perca fluviatilis (European perch) is the source of this 3099-nucleotide messenger RNA. It is a transcript of the gene mau2, whose product is annotated as MAU2 sister chromatid cohesion factor. NCBI's taxonomy places the organism in Eukaryota, Metazoa, Chordata, Actinopteri, Perciformes, Percidae. Gene Ontology annotation, cellular component: SMC loading complex; chromatin. The transcript is spliced from 19 exons. Bases 29 to 1867 code for a protein of 612 amino acids. Gene Ontology annotation, biological process: mitotic sister chromatid cohesion; maintenance of mitotic sister chromatid cohesion. Gene Ontology annotation, molecular function: protein binding; double-stranded DNA binding. The record is from RefSeq and is a predicted model, not a curated record.
GCUGAAAAACUUGUUGUUGUCGGGGAAAAUGGCGUCCAACGUAGAGGCCCCGGAGCGCUGGUACCUCGCCCUUCUCGGCUUUGCGGAGCAUUUCCGAACCUCAAGUCCGCCCAAAAUCCGACUCUGUGUGCACUGUCUACAGGCAGUGUUUCAGUUUAAGCCUCCACAGAGGAUCGAGGCCCGGACACAUCUUCAGUUGGGCUCGGUUCUCUACCACCACACCAAGAACAGCGAGCUGGCCCGCAGCCACCUGGAGAAAGCGUGGUUUAUAUCGCAACAAGUCCCUCAGUUUGAAGAUGUCAAAUUUGAAGCUGCCAGCAUUUUGUCAGAACUCUUCUGCCAACAGAAUUUGGUGGACUCAGCAAAACCCCUUCUGCGCAAGGCCAUUCAGAUUUCAACAAAAAACACGCACAUGAAGCAACUGCAUAAUUUUCGAAGUUAUGAGAAGGUCGCAUAUAGCAACAGCUGUAAUACAAUUCUAGUGCAACUUCAUACACUGGAGAAAGACUUGGUGUCAGCAUGUGACCUGCUGGGGGUUGGAGCCGAGUACGCCCGAGUGGUUGGCUCAGAAUAUACCAGGGCACUGUUUCUCCUCAGUAAAGGAAUGUUGCUGCUAAUGGAGAGGAAGCUUGGGGAGGUGCAUCCUCUGCUCACACUGUGCGGAACUAUUGUAGAAAACUGGCAGGGAAACCCCAUCCAGAAGGAAUCCCUGAGGGUGUUCUUCCUGGUCCUACAAGUCACACACUACCUAGAUGCUGGACAGGUGAAGAGUGUGAAGCCGUGUCUGAAGCAGCUGCAGCAGUGCAUCCAGACCAUUUCAACACUCCACGAUGAUGAGAUUCUGCCCAGCAACCCGGCUGACCUCUUCCACUGGCUGCCCAAGGAGCACAUGUGUGUGCUCGUCUACUUGGUGACGGUCAUGCACUCCAUGCAAGCAGGCUAUCUGGAGAAAGCUCAGAAGUACACAGACAAGGCUCUUAUGCAACUAGAGAAACUAAAAAUGUUGGACUGCAGCCCCAUCCUCUCUACCUUCCAAGUCAUUCUACUGGAGCACAUCAUCAUGUGUAGACUCGUCACGGGCCACAAGGCCACUGCGUUACAAGAGAUCUCGCAGGUGUGUCAGCUGUGCCAACAGUCCCCCAGGUUAUUCACCAACCACGCUGCUCAGCUUCACACGCUAUUAGGUCUGUACUGUAUCUCAGUGAACUGUAUGGAUAAUGCAGAGGCACAGUUUACCACAGCCUUGCGGCUCACCACACAUCAGGAACUGUGGACAUACAUAGUGACCAACUUGGCCAGUGUCUACAUAAGGGAAGGAAACCGACACCAGGAGCUGUAUAGCCUCCUAGAGAGAAUAAACCCCGACCAUAACUUCCCAGUAAGCUCCCAUUGCCUCCGGGCUGCAGCCUUCUACAUCAGGGGACUCCUGUCCUUCUUUCAAGGACGCUACAACGAGGCCAAACGCUUCCUAAGAGAAACCUUGAAGAUGUCUAAUGCUGAGGAUCUGAACCGACUGACUGCCUGCUCCCUGGUUCUGCUGGGCCACAUCUUCUACGUACUGGGCAACCACAGAGAAAGCAACAACAUGGUUGUACCUGCCAUGCAGCUGGCCAGCAAGAUCCCGGACAUGUCUGUUCAGCUCUGGUCUUCAGCGCUGUUGAAAGACUUGAACAAGGCCCUGGGGAACACCAUGGAUGCCCAUGAAGCAGCCCAAAUGCACCAGAACUUCUCCCAGCAGCUGCUGCAGGACCACAUCGCUGCCUGCAGCCUCCCUGAGCAUAACCUCAUCAGUUGGACUGAUGGCCCUCCACCUGUCCAGAUCCAAGCCCAGAACGGCCCAACCACCAGCCUUGCAAGCCUGCUAUGAGAAGCCGUCAGUCUGGCCUAUCGCGGUAGCUGGUACAUUAUAACGAGCAACAGAUUGAUGCCUAACAACCUGCUAUCAGACCACUGUAGCUAUGAUUUGAGAGGAUUUUAAGAGGUCACAGAGUUCAGGCUUUCACUUUAUUAGCUUCUCAAGAUUGCUUCCCGAUUGUCUAUCACUUUUUUUUAUUUUUAAGUUGUUGUAAAGCAAUUGCAACACCUGUUGUAUAUGUAUCUCACGUUUCCUGAUGGGAUGGAUGCAAGGCAGGGUCGGACUCUUGAUUAGAGUAGUGAAGGACACAUAGCGACGUAUUUUAUGGGCUUCUUCGCCUCAGAUACAGAAAACCCUUCUCUACUUUUGCCAGGUUUCUUUUCCAUUUGUUGGAAGAAAAAAAAGGAGAGGGUAGAUAGGGGGACAGUAAAGAAAUGUAGAAGAAAUUAAUUUAUUCAUGUUGAUAUUUUUGUAUCUGUUGGUAAAUAUUUUACAUCUCGCCUUUUUGUAUGGAUCCUUUUUUUGUUUUUGUUUUUUUUCAUGCAUGGAUGAUGGAUGAGCUGACGUAGACUCCCUGUACAAUAGUUUCUGACCUGGAUUGCUAACAAUAAAUUUUUGGUUGAUCAUUGUUUGCACAAAAUCCAUAUUAGAAAGAGUAGAGACAUGUUGUAAUAUAUUUUCACACAAUAAUUAAAUUGGCAGUACACAUUGUAGUGGGAGAAUGUACAAUUCACUGUGUGCAGUUCCUCUGUGGACCAGAAUUUGGUGACUGUGAGGGUUGCCACAUACCCUUUUAAAGCAACAUUUAACUGAUGUAUUUUUUGAAGUUCCAUAAUAUAAGAAUUCCCUGUUGAUGUAUUCAUUUUUACAAAUCAGGUUUAGACUUUUGGAGCUUACAGUAAUCUUCAGAUAUUCAAAAAGUGAAUUUUAUUUUUAUUUUGUUAUAUUUUAAUUUGUCUUGAUAGUUCCACUAAAUGGUUUCUUUACAGUAUGUUUGUAUAGAUUUGCCACUCGUUGAACAUUUAUUGUACAGUGACAUUUUAUAAAGUCAAUUUAGUAAAAGUGUGAUAUGUAUUUUUUAGCUAUCCUAUGUAGAAAACUCAAUGCUUGGUAUUUAAGGCACUCUGUAAGGACACAGUUUAAGCUUGAGUACUGGCCAUAUUCUAUCCAAUGCCUAUGUUUUUAAUGCUUACAUUGUUUUCAAUAAUUUUCCAAUAAAAAUCUGAUUGAAAAUUUUAAAUUAA